CCACGUGUUACCCUGGCAACGAAAUACCAAACAAACUUUUACGUUCCUAAAGGAAAAUGGCGAAGCCACGACGGCGCAAGAGGCGUUAAGGAAAUCUCCGUACCUCGAGAAUUUGACAUUUCCAAAUUUCCAAUCGUUGGGAUACGUCUUGUUUGAGAUAUAUCGAAGUAUAACGUUACUCAAAUUAGUUGGAGGAUUAUUACCCUAUACGAAACUGUCGAAAAGUUAUUAAUUUGAUUAUUUUUUUGCUUUGUUAUCCUUCAAGACGAAUCACGCUUCAUUCAUUCUGAUUAUUCGAACGUACGUUAAUAUGAUAGGGGGAAAUACUUUCUUUGGUUAAUUAUCUUACAAAAUAAGAUACCUUUCAGGAAUGACAAGAUGCAAUGACGAAGACGUCAGACUCAACUUGAAAAGUUCAGUCUACAAUCAGACCGGACAAAACUAUUUUCAGCAAUUAUCUGCAUACAAUUGUAUGAAUGUGCAUCUCCGUCGAGUAUUAUUAGCCAAGAGCGUAGUGGAUACGAAGAAUCGCGAUUAUAUUCGUCAAAAAAGAGAAAAAUGCAAAACGUCUUGUCGUUCGAUGGAAUUAGAGAAAAAUAUUUCUCAAGAUAUAAUCGACAAGCUUGCUUACGACACGAAGCAUCAUCCAUGCGAUAUACUGAGAAUGAGUUACAGUGAUUUGAGGAAAAAUCACAGUGCACGUUGUCAUUAUCAAGAUCAUUGCCAUGCUGGUUGCUCUCACGCAAAUUCCCAUAUACGUAGCACCUGCCCUAUUGAAUCUCGAAAAUGGAAUUCGCGAGCAAGCAGCAAAAAAUCGAGUUCGCCUUCACCGAAUCGUAAAUCCAGCUGUUCGUCCGAGAGGCAUAAAAAGUGUUUUGAGGAGUCAAGUUUAUUUCAGGAAAAACAAAAGCACACUGGGCGUAUUUCCGUGACUGAUAAUAAAUCGCGUCAGAAUAAAGCACCAAGGUCGAGAAAAUGUAGAUAUGAGAAUCAGAAUAUUUGCUACAAUUAUCCAUCGAGUUUUGAAUCUUCGCCAAAUGUGUCCUGCAGCGGAACUCCGCGAGGAGAGGAAAACAAUCACUCGGAUUUUGAAAGCAUUAAUAAAAGAAAAGGUAAAACUGAUUCCAGACGUCAGGACGAAUAUGGUGUGUCUGUGCAGAUAAAAAAAAUGGCAAGCAAUUGCGAGGAGGAUGCUAAGUACACGCAAUUCGCUUAUGAUAUUACCAAAGAUAUAAUGCAAAAUGCAUUGUACACUGAUAACGAAUUGCGAAAAGUGUUCAGGAAACAUUUGAGAAAAAAUACAGGACUAUUGAACAAGGCUAGGAUGCUACAAGAAAUUCGUCGCUUGAAAGUAUCUCUGAAUGUGCUGGACGAUGAUGAUGACAACGACGAUAAUGAGGAUGACGAUCACGGAAAUGAUGAAUUUAUUGUGGUGAAACCACCGACACCGCCAAAGGUUCUGGAUGAAAAUAAAAUCCUCUCGAAAUUGGAAAGCUAUCAGAAGCUUGACGAGUAUCAGAGAAGACAUUCUAAUGGUAUUUCUGGCAGCAUUAAAAACGUCGUCCUCGUAGACCCUAAUCCUGACUUGCUGGUUACUGAACGCGACGUUCUCCUCAUCCUAAUGGAGAUGAACUUGACUCCUAAGCAGGCUCAGAAUAUUUGCAAGAAACUUCAAUACUUGAGCAGAGAUACGUCGCUUAUCGACACGGCACAAGUACAAGCUGAGUCACAUUCUAGGAAACAGUCUAAAACAGAGGAAAAAGAAGUUUCCAUAGUUCAGGAUGUUCCGAAUAGUUAUCGAAGCUCUGAGAAGUCACGAAAUGGACGCAUCUCAUUAGAGGUUAAGAGUUCUACUACGAAUUUGAUUGAUAAGAAAAAUGAGAUGGUACAAACUGAAACACAAUCGGAUUUUAAAAAUGGCUUAAUGCUUAAGAAAAAUCAUCGUUGUCUCUGUAAUGACAGAUCACUUAUACAAUCUUGCCAAAAGCAUCGUCAGGUUCAAAAUUUUCGAGCAUCUGUUGAAUCCACCGACACUGGAGAUUCGACACGUCCAGAUAAUAUUAUUUAUCCGUCUGCAAAUGCCUUGUUAUCAACCAAUGAUAUCAAUCUGAAUAAGAAUACAGGAACGACGACGAUUUCGGAAAAGUUUAAAGUUACUAAACCAAUUGAAAUUGAUAAUGUGAAAUCAGAGGAAAAUUUGAAAUUUCCAAAAUCUACAAUGUCGCAAGAUGAUACAAUGAAUAUUGUGAAAACCACAUCAGAAGUAAAGGAAUCAGUUCAAUUGACUGAUCAAGAUAAAUCGGAAUCUGCAACACAGAACGUAGAUCAGAAUGAAUUGAUUGAAGACAAUGUAGAAAUAUUAGGGGACAUCAGUGAAAAUCUAAUAAGCUGGAAAACAGACACAAUAGAAUCCAUUCGGGAGGACUCGGCAGCAAAUGAUCACACAGAAACUUUGUCGAAUCACGAGAUUGUGCCAGAACAAAUUGAAGUGAAUGACACAGAAGUAGACAAUUAUAUUGAUGAAAAUUUUGAGAAUGACUCAAAUCUAUCGGAAACGAAUUUACUUGAAAAAGAGAGGGACUCAGACAGUAUAAUAAGUGAUUCAAAUAAAGUAUCUGCGUCUAACAAUCUCACUGAAGAUCAUCUUAAAGGUAAUAAAUUUCUUGUCCAAGAAUCCACAAGUAGUAUAGAAGCAUUAACACGCAACAUGAAAGAAGAAAGUCCAAGUAGUAGCGAGGAUUGCAGCAAUUGCUUUAAAAAAAUAAAAAAUCCAUGGAAAAGAACAAAGCCAAUCACCAUGACCCCAAUUAUCGAAAAUCCAGACUCUGAUGUAACAAUAUCACCAGCAAAGCUUCCAAAAAAGUCGAGCCUCAAAGAUCCUCUAAAGUUACAAACUGCUGCCCAGGUUUUGUCUAAAAAUUCUAAAAACUUGAGAGACCGCCAUUCCGACAGUGAUUGGACAGAAUAUCCAAAAUUCAUAAAUCUGCCCGAACAAAACAAAGAAUCCGACACCAAGCCAGGUGUCUCUGACCAAAAAAAAUUAUCACAAACAAAAAAGGACUCCGCGCUCGCUCUCGAAACUUCGGAAACACAAAAAUCUAAUGAAGAUGAUGUCCCAGGAAACGUACGACGUUACUCCACCAGUUCGGACGUUCUGUGGGCGUCAACAUCAGCUAAAAAUUUGUAUAUGAAAAGAUAUACAAACUCAACCUUAAAGUCGGACUCGUCGUCGCACGAAGAUGAAAUAGAAGACGAAGAUACAGAACAUAGAGAAAAAAGAGAAUAAAAGUGACAAUAUUACGAUAUCAGGGAUUUUUAUUCACAAAUAGACAAAAAGAUCUUAACCGAUAGACGUAUGCAUUAUUUUCAAGGUUAUCUUCAGGCUUCAUAUGCAAGAGCUGCUCACAUAUAUGUGAACUAUCAACAAUAAUAAAAUAUAUAGUGAAAAAAUAUAAUAUAUCAACACAUGUAAUAUGUAUAGCCAGUACACAU
Molecule: messenger RNA, 3492 nt
Organism: Cephus cinctus (wheat stem sawfly)
Lineage: Eukaryota; Metazoa; Arthropoda; Insecta; Hymenoptera; Cephidae
Exons: 10
Coding region: 371-3286 (971 amino acids)
Biological process (GO): microtubule cytoskeleton organization
Cellular component (GO): ciliary basal body; axoneme
Source: RefSeq, a predicted model, not a curated record